CUAUGGAACACCAAAAAGAACAGAAAACAUGGCUUUUGUAGGGUUUGCUGUAUUAGUUUCUCAGGAGAUUCACUGAUGUGCUUUGACAGAAGCUAUCUUUUCCUUGAAUAUAAAUAUCAGGGUGCAGUCAACAGAUGCCCUGCUAACACUGGCUUGCUGGGGCAGAUAGACAGCCAGUUCUUCCUUAUUUCUGUUCUAGAAAAUAAUGUAGCUUUUUCAAAUUUCAUUGUUGGAUUGCAGUUUCUGUAACAUAGUCUUGUUGACUAAUUCAGUUAUUACUGGAUGUGAUGUGUUGCUUUGACAGGAGCUUUUGUUUUGUUUGCUUGUACAGUCUGAGACACACAAUUUUCAUUUGCUUUUGAAUUUUCUAUAUUAACUGCAAAAGUACAGAGAGAAAGGAUUCAUGGUUUAUCUUGGAUUAUCCAAACUUGCUUUGGAGCAUUAUUGCCAAAGGCCAUUGCGCUUAGUGAUUAUUAUGUUUAUGAAGUUGUUGUAUUUUCUCAAACCACAACUCUUGUAAAAGGAUAAUUAAGUUAAAGCUUGGGCUAUUCUUUGCAGAUUCUGUGCCGGCGCCAAAAUAUUUUCAAACAAUAUGUAGUUAUCAUUUCAAAGAUAUCCUUUUAACUUGAAAUACUAAAUAGUGUAAUAAGAUUUUUAAACAUACUACUGUCCUUCUAGUUUACUGAAUAUUAAUUUUAAGGUGAAAGCAAGCCAUUUGUCUUGCACUGCCGUUAGAAAUCAGAUGUGAAAUGUGCUACUUCAUAUGAAGGCUUCAGCUUCAUGUUCUUGCUCUAAAUUAAUCUUUAUGCCAUUGGUCUUUUGGGGAAAGGGAGAAACAACAAAAGUGUUGCUGUUUGCAGCUGUUGUUGUUGAACACUUUAAAAAUCAGUUUUCGUGAAUCACAAACUACCAAAGGUUUUGUGCUGUGUGUUGAUAUAGAGUAUAAUUUAACACUACGUUGGAUAAUGCUUGAGCUGGAGUUUGUAAGGAUGCUUGAUGUUAGUAGUUGACUUUUUGAAAAAUGAAGGGAAUGACUUCCCAUCAGUCCUACAGCUUAAAUGUCAGGUGCUUAAUCUUAAUUAGCACACUUAAGCUUUAUGUUCUUAUUUUAAAGAAAAUGCAAAAGUAAGAUGACUUUUUUUAAAAAUCAAAAUCUGUACUGGCUAAAUGGUCACUAAUCCUAUUCCUAAACAUCUAGUAACUUUUGAAGCUGUAUUUGUGCAGAAUUUUUGACACUUGUGCUGCAGUGUAAAUGGAAGUUAGAAGUAGCACUGUUAGAAGUUGUAUAAUGACAACAUACUGCCUUAUCAAUACCAUUCUUAAUGUUGCACCUGAAGUACUAUGGUUUUUAUAAAAAUCUCACGUUUCUCAACUUUUAAACAUGCUUUAGUAUUUGCUUGAGAUUAUACUUUGCACACAUAACUAAGCUUUAUAUGAACUUAUAUUUUUGUAAGAUAAUGUUGAAGGAAAGCUGUUUCAGAGUUUACUGCCUGUUUUCUUUUCCCAUAGGUGUUCUAUAGGUUUCUGUAAAAGUGAUGUACAAGAUGAUGUAGUUGAUCUGUGUAAUAUCUCUUCACAUUAUAAUGAAGCUGUAUUUUCAUGACCACAUGCCAAAAAAGAAGCACAUGAUUUCUCCUUAGGCUUCAUGGUCCAGCCUCCCUUUUGUUGGCACUAGUAAUAGUGUGGCCUUCUGAUGGGCAAGAUCAGCACAGUGAUUUGGAUUGAAGCUUGUCUGGCUAAAUGGAAGAUUAGCCAGAGCAGGAUAGACCAUGUCUUUCAGCUGCAGUCGUCUUUAGAUCAGCUGAAGGUAACACAAAAUAGCAUUCUGUGAAAGGAGGGCACAGCAGUUAAUUUAAAAUAUCCUGUCUCAUGAUGGCUGUUUCAUUCAUGCAUGGAGGGUGUUGGUCUCUUCUCUCAAGUAGCAAGUGAUAGGACAAGAGGAAAUGGCCCCAGGUUGGAGCAGGGGAGGUUUAGAUUGGAUAUUAGGAAAAAUUUAUUCCUGGGAAGGGUUGUCAGGCAUUGGAACAGGCUGCCCAGGGAAGCGGUGGAGUCACCAUCCCUGGAGGGGUUUAAAAGGUGUUUAGCUGAGGUUCUUAGGGACAUGGUUUAGUGCCAGAGUUAGGUUAUGGUUGGACUUGAUGACCUUGAGGGUCUCUUCCGCAUGAAAUGAUUCUAUGAAAGGAACAUUUCACACCACUUCAUAGCUAUGCACCUAUUUUCUAUACAUGGCAGGAAACAAUAUGUCCUUGUUAUAAAUUGAAUUUGUAUUAUCUCAAACAUGAGCUUGGUUUUGAAAGGGGUGUUUUUGUUAUCUCUUAUGUCAGUCUAGUAGAGAAUUAGAAAUUUUUUGGCAUUUUACUGGGCUUCAGUGUGAACAUAUGAAGAAGAGCAAGUUGAGUUGGAUGUAGACAUGUAAAUAUUGGUAUUGAGUCAUUUGAACCUCUAUGUGACUUCACAACAAUAGUAAGAAAUAAAAAAAUAUAUAUAUAUUUAUUUUCAGGGAAGCAAGCAGGGGUUGGAAGUAUAAAAGUUUAUGGAGUAGCCCAGUAUUUAAUCUGCAGUAUUUCAAGUGACCUUCAGUGAGUGUUUCAUAACUGUUUUGAUUAUCAGUAUUAACUGUUGGGUUUUUUUUAAGUUGUACAGACAUCUUAGUUAUUCCCUUUUAUGUAAUUAAUAUCAAAUGCUCUAGUUAAAGUGCAAAGGUACUACUCAUAAUGGAAAUCAUAUAUGAACAGAAUACAACUGUAUUUCUUCUGUAAACAGGAUUUUUUACAUCCUUCUUCCCACCUCCCAGUAGUCAGUCCUGUACCACACAUACUUAAAUAAGACUAUUGGGACACAAUUAAAGUAGUGUGGUUUUUUAAAUUGUGAACGAGAAUAUUUAAGAGAAACUCAAAACUUUAAAAAGUUUGGAUUUAAUUUUGAGUAUAUGAUUAAAAGAGCUUUCGCAAUUCCAACUGUUUUAAAAGCUCUCUGCCUGUAAUUUAAAAAUCUUUGAUAUAAGCUGUGACCCUGAUUAACAUGAGUGUCUGCUUUUAAGAGAAGAGAAAGCACCCAUUUUCUUUAAUCUUAACCCGAAUACUUCCUUUUCAGUGUAAAUACUUGUUGCUACCUAUAAAAUAAAAUAUUGUUCACCCUUCUCCUAUCUGCCUGGAGUACUGCUGUUUCUUUGAUGUGCAGAAUAAAUUAAGAUGCAAAAUAAUUUGGGAUUUCUCCUCACUGUUAAAUUCAGGCUGAUGGAAGGAUUAUCACAUGAAACUUAAAUUCUUAAUGCUAACUUGUAGCUUUACUAACUGUGAGGUGUGGUCUUAGACACAGCUGGUCAACAGGAUUUUUUUCUCUGUUCUCCCCAGAAACAUCCUAUCUGUCCCCAUUGCCUGAAGACAACAGAAAUGCCAGGUUUCUAGGGUUGCACUGAAUCAGUAACAAGCUUGUGAUGUUCUAGGUCCAAUGAUUAGUUCUGUGACAAGACAUCAUGACACUUUGAAGUAUGACAGAAGCCCUGAUGCUGCAGCAGAGCCUGGGAAUAUUAAUGGCCAAAUCUAGACAUCACAUGGUCUUCUAAAGAAGUCAUGGGUAGCUGUUGUAGCUGUCCAGAUAAAGAAACUGUCUCAGAUAACCAUCGAAACAAGUUUAAGGUCAUUAAUGUGGAUGAUGAUGGUAAUGAACUGGGUUCUGGCAUAAUGGAGCUUACAGAUACAGAACUAAUUUUGUACACCCGUAAAAGGGACUCUGUAAAAUGGCACUACCUCUGUCUCCGUCGCUAUGGCUAUGACUCAAAUCUUUUCUCUUUUGAAAGUGGCCGAAGGUGUCAAACUGGACAAGGAAUCUUUGCCUUUAAAUGUGCACGUGCAGAAGAGCUAUUUAAUAUGUUGCAAGAGAUAAUGCAGAAUAAUAGCAUAAAUGUGGUAGAAGAACCAGUAGUAGAAAGGAAUAAUCAUCAAACUGAGUUGGAAGCUCCAAGAACCCCUCGAACGCCUACCACUCCUGGGUUCAAUGCACAAAGUUUACCUAACGGCUAUCCCAGAUACCCAUCUUUUGGAGACGCUUCAUCACAUCCUUCCAGCAGACAUCCUUCUGUCGGAAGUGCACGCCUCCCCUCUGUUGGUGAAGAAUCAACACAUCCUUUACUUGUAGCAGAGGAGCCAGUGCACACUUACGUCAACACUACUGGGGUACAAGAGGAAAGAAAAAAUCGAUCAAGUGUGCAUGCGCCACUGGAGUCAAAGCUUUCCAACACUGAGACAACUAAAGAGAAAGAAGAUCAGAUGUGUACUGAUGACAGAGAUGCUCAGGUUCUCCUGGAACCUGAAGGAGUCAAGUUUGUUUUAGGACCAACACCUGUUCAAAGGCAGUUAAUGGAAAGAGAGAAACUGGAGCAACUUGGGAGAGACCAAGUCAGUGGCAGCAGCACAAACAACACUGAAUGGGACACAGGGUACGACAGCGAUGAACGUCGAGAAACACCAUCUGGUAAUAAAUUGGUGUAUGAAAAUAUAAAUAGGUUAUCAAUCCCUAGUGCCUCAGGGGUCAGGAGAGGUCGUUUGACAUCAACCAGUACCUCAGACACCCAGAACAUUAACAACUCUGCUCAGAGGAGAACUGCACUGUUGAACUAUGAGAACUUGCCAUCCUUGCCUCCUGUUUGGGAAGCCCACAAGCUGAGUAGAGAUGAAGAUGACAGUUUAGGACCAAAGACCCCGUCUCUGAAUGGCUAUCACAAUAACCUAGAUCCAAUGCAUAAUUAUGUCAAUACAGAGAAUGUAACAGUACCAACAAGUGCUCAUAAAGUAGAAUUUACACGACGUCGGGACUGUACCCCAACAGUCUUUAACUUUGACAUUAGGCGUCCAAGUUUAGAACACAGGCAGCUCAACUACAUACAGGUUGACUUGGAAGGUGGUAGUGACUCCGACAACCCUCAGACUCCAAAAACCCCCACCACUCCACUUCCGCAAACUCCAACCAGGCGCACAGAGCUGUAUGCUGUGAUAGAUAUUGAAAGAACUGCUGCUAUGUCAAGCUUGCAAAAAGCACUGCCCCGAGAUGAUGGUACUUCUAGGAAAACUAGACAUAACAGUACUGACCUGCCUAUGUGAGCCUGGGAAGCAUUAAAUCAUUUGCACCUUUUGUGAAGUUUAUAAAAUUGAAGAUGCAAAUACUUUGCAUUUCUUAACACUAACGCCUUUUAUAGACUAAUAGAACUUUUUCUGCAUACUUCAUGUACUUGUCUAACUAAAGGGAAUUAAUGUAGAGCAAGUAUUCAUUUAGGUAACACUAUUUCAUUCUACAGUAGUAGUAAUUACUGCAUAGCAGCAUCACCACCUUUCACAGUGCCUCUUUAAAUUGAUUAGUCUGAGUGACAUGCCAGUUUUGAAUUUAUAAAUAUUCUGGUCUGGUGCCUAUACUCGUUAAUGGCAUUUAUAACACUUUUUAAAGCCUCUUGAUAUGUGCAUUAUUAGCAGGUAAACCUAAUCAUUCAAGGUAUCUAUCUUAUGUUCAUUCUUCAUUGAAGUGUCUCCGCCAGGAUGAAAUGUGUGUAAUGCAUUAAUUCACUCAGUUUGACGUACACAAGAUACAUUGGUUCAUCUCAAGGGAUAUGGACACCAUACCUUUUUUGUCUGUGUUUGGUUGUUUGCCCUUUUUUUUUAAUACCGCAUGGGCAAGAAGGCCUCUAAUUCCCAAUAAUUUUCUUAACUUGUGUGACAUUUGAGAGGUCACAUUGAAGUUCAUUGAUCAGAGCUAUAAAUGCAUCUAAACUCAGCCUUAAGCUUCUUCCGCUAGAAGAGAAUUCUGAGUGGCAUAUCAAGUUCCCUGUGAAAUCUGACAGAAUUUUAAUCUAAUUAGAGUGGUGUUUUUUGUUUCUGUUUUUUGUGAAGGAAUUCACAGGUUGGCUGUAUGAAUUAAGGCUCUCUUGUCAUUUCUUAGUUAAGUGUGCCUUCCUUUCUUUGCAUUUGUGUGUUUCUCUUUUAUCUGUUCAGUAAUGUCCUGUUUUAAAAGUAAAAAUUUUGUACAUAGCUUUAAUUAUUGUUCAGGGUCAUUUAUGUGUUUGUCUUACUCUCCACAUUUGACAGACUCUUGAAGGUCAAAUGGUUGUCUUUGUCCAGUGUUCUACUUGUUUUAUGCCUGACAGAAAUACCCCAGCUCUCCAGCAGCAUGCAUUAUUGCACAACUGGAAAGGUUUAUUAUGCAGUUAUUGUCUUCCUCUAAAGCAUCAGACACAGGUUACACGGGAGGCAGGGUACUGGACUUGAUAGUUCUUAAAGAAAAUUGUGCAUUCUAGCAGUGUGCAUCCAUAGUCGAUAGUAUACUUUAAUUUAGAAAGAUAUGUACUAAAUUAUCUGAAGGUAGUAUUAUCUACAAGCGUACUACUAUUCCUUUUGCAGUUGGUGAACUUGGUUACAAUGAUGGCUGCUCAGUGUUACAGGUACAUCCAGGUAGAAUGGUGUUUGUUGAACAUGCCAGAUGCACCCUUAGCAGAAGUUUUGGGGUUUGUUUUGGUUUUUUUAAUACUCUGAAUAAUUUUAGAAUUCUGGCAGUAUUGCAGGUGCACCUUGGUACUAGCAGCAGAAGAGAUUAUUCUUGAGCCUGUUAUUGCAAAGGAACUGACACUUGUGUGAACUGGUGUGAUGUAAAAUAAUCCUUGAACUGUGAUUGAGGAAAAACAUGCAAGAAAAGCCAUUUGGAGAUCUGAAAAAUGAAUUAAGGUCUUCAUGCAAUAUUUUAAUUGAAGUUUUAUAAAGAACUAUGAUUAUUUUCAGUCUUUUAAAUUGGAGUGUAUUCCUGUUCCUUUGGUAACUUUUUCUUUGGUGUUCUCUCAGCUUAGUAGCGGCAACAGUGGCAACACCUGAAGUACGUGCCACAUCAUCAAGGGAUAUUGGGCAACUCUGACUUUCAUUAUUCUUUACAGACUGUAUGGUACUGAAAUAUCAAAUGCACAAAUAAUGCGAUUUGCAGAAGUAAAAGAUGGGAGUCAGUGAGACUGUUAUGAGGAAGUUCAACAAGAGUAAAAAAAAAUCCCAAACCAACUCAUUAAUGAUUUCAUGGUCAACUUACGCAUACUCUUGUGAUAGACUCAUUGACUUGUGGGGACACCUUGGUACUCAAGAAGGUAAUGAUGACCUAGGGCUAGACAUUUUACAGGUCUGCAGCAUUCAUGCUCCUUCAGAUCUUUGCCAUUGCCUCACCUUAUGCUAUGGACCAGUCUUGGUCUGUACUGAAGAGAAAUUACCAGGUACUUUAAAAUAUUUACCGGGUUAAUGACACUGGUGUGAUUCUUGUUCUUAGCUUAUAAUUUGUGGGCUGAGUAAUGCUGACGCAUGUGUUUUGAGGCAAACGUGUUUGAGCUAGCUAGCUGCCUAGAAAUAUUUGGUCCUCAUCUAUAUAAUAUGGGGUUUUUAGAAAUACUAAUUAACUGGACCUUUCUAAUACACCUGUGAGGCAGGAAAGUAAUAUUCUUAAUUGAGAAACAGGGAAACAGAAGCUUCAGGUAGAUCCCAAAUGACCUGCCAAAAUUACACCAACCAACCAUAUUCCUCCUUAGUUCCAGUGCACUGUCCUAUGUGUUUAUCCUGAAUAGUCUCAGAUGCAAGGGAUGGUCUGAGUAAUUUUUUUAUAUUAUUGCAAGUUUCACAGUACUUCAUAGGGGGAGUUUUCUUAGCUCUGGUCCCUGGAACUGAGAACAUAUUGAAAUACCAACUUUCUGUAGCCUUAUAUUAACACGUUAUGGCAUAUUUCCAGGACUAUUUUUUUUUUACUCUCUUACAUUUUACAGGUGGGAUAAUGCUUUCUCUUUUUGUGUACGCUGCAAACAUACUGGGUAAUCCCUGUUACCCAUGCUAUUCGUCUUUAGCAUUCCUUCUUUUCACCCCUUGAAGUAGAUAUAGUUUCAAUGCACUUUACCCUUUGAGACUCAGUAAAUAUUUUUUCAAUUCAGUCUCUUUAAAGGCUGUGAUGUUAGGUUUAGUGUCUGUAAUCUAGGAUUUGGUUUCUAGCUGAAAUCUCUCCACAGUAUUUAGAUCAUAUUUAUUUUGGGCCCACAAGUGUAUAGUCUGAGAGAUGGUUACAAAUAUGUGACCAUUUUCUGUAGUAACUGAGAUAUGUUAAGUUUACAGAAACUAGGUCCUGCAAAAAUGGCAGCCUCUCUGUCAGUUCUACUUUUCAUCUGUAACAUGCAGUUGGCUGCUACCCUUCACGCACAUUUGACAAGGGAAAGCGAUAGUCUGUAGGUAUGUCCUUAACGCAAUGAUUUGGGGAAGACAUACGCUGGUGUAUCUUUGAAACAAGGAAACUGAGUUGAUAAAGAAGGUGAAACAGCAACCAAAAGUACAUAAUAAAGAUUGUACUAGAAAUACAGUUAACGAUAAUUUAAUCCAUAGCAGGAAGAUGUUUGGUUAUUUUUUUUCCUCAAAUUGAUGCCAAGAAGAGGACCAAUUUUAAUUUUGUGGUGUUCCUUGGUGACUCCAUAAAACAAUACAAAAAAGACCAUUCUGAGAAGCUGAUAAGUAUGUUUUGCUUAUGACAGGAGUUGAGCAUAAUGGUGGGCGUUGAAGCACACCUCUUCAUGUUCCUAUUAAAGUCUUUAUAGACUUUUGUAGACAUCUUAAAUGUUCAAAUAGACAUUUCAUACCAUAAACUACUUAAUACCUGCUCCCCUCCAGACGUUUGGAUUUUGUGCGUUUGUUUACACCUCUGACUAGCGCCUUGGUGUAAAAAGGGCCACAGAAAGGUCUAAGCUGUACAAAGUCCAAACCAAUGUCAAAACAGGGCUGCUCUUUUGCAGGUGACAGACCAGCAGCUGAUUUUGCUGGUUUUAUAACGGUGUGUGUUGGCUCAAAAUCUGGCUGUCCUUGUUUCUGUUUUAUACUUAACCACUUUUCAAUGAGAGAGAGAGAGCAGAUUGUCUUUAUUCAUUGUUGGUGAAGUGAAAAUGCAAGUUCUGAUUAAUGUCAGUUACUACUUUGAGCAUAUAAUGAUGGAUCUGAUUUGGACCUCUGUUUCUAAGCAGUAUUCUCUUCUUCAUGUAAGGUGGGAUCAAUGGUGAGAUUAAUUUCUGCACUGUACUAAUUUAUUUAAUGGCUGCAAAUAAGAUAAACGGAUGUAGUAGGAACUAAUAGUGGACUUAAAUCUGAAAUUCUCCUGUUUCCCUUAAAGAACUUUGGUCCUUCAGUUUGAUAGAUAGAAUUAUUGGUUUUUUGAAUUUAAUGAUAAGAUCUUUCCCAUCUUUUCCUUAAGGUAGCAAUUCAGGCAUUUAUAUUUGACAGUAUUUACUUAAUAUAAACAUAAUUCAUUUACAAUAUUUUUAUUUUAAAUUCAUAUACACUCCAAAAAUAAAAAGUACAUGAGAAAUUCCAUCACAAAAAACUGCGUUAAGAUGGAGUCAAGGUUGCUGAUGUCCUUAGAGAGCAUAUAUGAAAGAUGGGAAGUCAUGAGUUAAGGUUCUUCUGCAAUCUUUAGGAAUUACUUCCUCUUUUGGACAAGAUAAGUGAAUAAGAAAAAAAAAAAAACAUAGCAGCUGUAACUCUGACCAUGUAUAUGUUAUUUCUUGUGAUACUGUGCUGUAAGUUGUGUGACCAAGUCUGUCAGAUGUCUUAAGAGGAUAUUAUCCUAACACGGCGUUUACUCCAGAUUAACGCAGUAUUUUGUUUGGAAAUACGUAGGUGUACAGAUAGAAUAUGAGAGAUAAAGUUACCUUUAAAGUUGAUGAAACAAGUGUUGGACAUUUCUAUAUUUUUAUAUAUUACAAAGGGCAUUUUGAAAUUUUUCUUGCAGUUUUCGUAAUUAUUUAGUGUGGUAAUAUACAUAUAUUGUGACAAUGUUUUCUGCUAUAUCCAUUACUUCGGUGUAAUUCUAUUUUAUGUAGCAAACAUGUGUAUAUACAAAGGAGAUUAUGUAAAAAAUACGAUUAAGAAAUAGGCUCGAGCCCUUCCGAACAGGGACCGUCUUCCUCUGUGUUUGCAAAGCCCUUAAUGCCUUGGUGUCCCAGCCGUAGCUCACGCCUGAGACCCAUGGCGACCGAAUUGCCAAGCGAUGAGCGUGGAGGAGCAGCUCCUCCGCUUUCGUCGAGAAGCCUUAGUCCACAAGGUGCCCCAAAGCUCCCCGCGCUGCUCUCUGGUGCUGGGGCUCUGCUCUGCGUGUUCCCUCCGUCCUCAGCCUGGAGAGCCCGGAGUUCCUGUGUCCUUUGCUCCGGUCCUUCCCCUUGGCAGGAGGAAAGGAGGUGUGAGGGUAGUAGCUUUGAUGGCAUCGGGGAACCUUCCCUGGUAGCAGGGCGAUCCUUCUGGAGCUCGUUUGGGCCCCAUGCAGCAUCCUUUGAAGCCAAACGAAUGAUUCAUGUUGACUUCGAGGGCCGCUGGAUGCGUUUCCUACAAGAUCAAGUUCUGCUGAUGUAACAGCUCUGUUACACCUGAGGACCUGGUUGGUCAAGUUCUUCAGGAAUGGUCUAAAAAUACUGUAAAAAUAUAAAUAUAUUUAAAUACAUGUACUGAAAAAAAAUCCUAUUUGUUGUGGUCAGAGUUCAGAUUAUUAUGUGAAUUUUGAUUUCUUAGUCAUACUUGCAUAUAUAUUGCUUUAACUAUUAUGUAUGAAAGAGGAAGUGAUUCUAAAGUGUGUGAAAGAUCAGGAUUACACCUGUUUUUUAACGGUUAUGUUAUUUAGGAAUGGAUGUCAGCAAAUUCAACUCCAUAUUAAUGCAGUUUUUUUGCAUUAGAAUAUGUGUGUAUAUCAUACACCCACAUUUUAUAUAUAAUAUAUAUUUGGUACUAACUUUGUAUUUUCCCUGAGAUUUUGCCAAAUCUCGAACACAGAUGUUCUCACGUGUAAGACUUUGGUACUUAAAAACUGAAUGUAUAAGAAAUGCUCUGGUAUGAAAGGAAAGAGUGUUGUCUGGGGUCCCACAGCACAGAUGUCGCAAACAGCGGGCACGUUGCCUUUUUAACAUCUUGCGUCACUGCAGCAUCACCUUUCGUCUCCUGAAAAACAGCCCGGGUUCCAGCUCACCUGCAGACCUGCCAUUACAGUGCAGCCGAACGCCGCUCUAGCAUGAAAGCCAACUGGUAGUAGUAAGAAUACAAUAGUCACCAGUGUGCCACAAAUGCAUUUAUUAAAUGCAGAAAUAGACAUUUCUACAAAGGCCAAAAUCUUAUGUUGUAUGUUCCUUUCUUGUCAUUACAUUGUAUGAUAUUGUAAGAUUAUUGUAUGUCCUAAUUUGCAUUAUAAAAUGUUUUUUUUCCUACUUAAAGGCAUAAAUAUAGCAACUUUGUAUAAAGGUAGCUUUCUAGAUUUUUAUUUCUUUUAUAUAAAAAAGUCUAAACAGUGGGAGUACCAUUGCCAAAUUGUUUCUAAAACUUCAAUUAAUUUGCCCUGUUCAAUGCAUUUGUUUUUACAAACAUUCCAUAUUUCUUUUAUGAAAAAAGUGUUGUUAUACUAUGCAGAAAGAGUGUAUUUUUAUGCCAUUCCACAUUAUUCUUAAAAAAAUUUCACUUGUUUUAAGCUGUCCUUGAGAAAGCUUACCAAAUGUGCAUUUUUAAAAAAUGUGUUAUGUACGAUGACAACAUUUUUCCCCUUUACCAGUGCCAACUUCACUUGGAAAAAAAAAUAAAUUGUAGCAUGGCAAUAAACUAUUGAUUUUACAUUGAAAA
Columba livia (rock pigeon) is the source of this 11636-nucleotide messenger RNA. It is a transcript of the gene FRS2, whose product is annotated as fibroblast growth factor receptor substrate 2. Gene Ontology annotation, molecular function: transmembrane receptor protein tyrosine kinase adaptor activity; fibroblast growth factor receptor binding. NCBI's taxonomy places the organism in Eukaryota, Metazoa, Chordata, Aves, Columbiformes, Columbidae. Gene Ontology annotation, biological process: fibroblast growth factor receptor signaling pathway. The record is from RefSeq and is a predicted model, not a curated record. The coding region runs from base 3573 to 5099 and encodes 508 amino acids. The transcript has 7 exons. Gene Ontology annotation, cellular component: cell-cell junction; cytoplasm.